Messenger RNA from Procambarus clarkii (red swamp crayfish), 543 nucleotides. NCBI's taxonomy places the organism in Eukaryota, Metazoa, Arthropoda, Malacostraca, Decapoda, Cambaridae. The record is from RefSeq and is a predicted model, not a curated record.
AUGAGACCAGAGUAUAGUGGUCGUGUCUUUCUUCAUCGUCAGUGGUCCCUGGCGCCGUCAGCGGCCCCAGGCGCCGUCAGCGGCCCCUGGCGCCGUCAGCGGUCCCUGGCGCCGUCAGCGGCCCCAGGCGCCGUCAGCGGCCCCUGGCGCCGUCAGCGGCCCCAGGCGCCGUCAGCGUCCCCUGGCGCCGUCAGCGGCCCCUGGCGCCGUCAGCGGUCCCUGGCGCCGUCAGCGGCCCCUGGCGCCGUCAGCGGUCCCUGGCGCCGUCAGCGGCCCCUGGCGCCGUCAGCGGUCCCUGGCGCCGUCAGCGGCCCCUGGCGCCGUCAGCGGUCCCUGGCGCCGUCAGCGGUCCCUGGCGCCGUCAGCGGUCCCUGGCGCCGUCAGCGGCCCCUGGCGCCGUCAGCAGUCCCUGGCGCCGUCAGCGGCCCCUGGCGCCGUCAGCGGCCCCUGGCGCCGUCAGCGGCCCCUGGCGACAUGUCAACACAACCCUCAUCAUACUCCGGUGAUUACAUUUCCAAUCCCGGGUCAACGCCUCAACAGUGA